AUGCUAGAAUCCCUGUUGAGAGAUACAUCCGUGAAGAUUUUCCAGGCAGGCGGGGCUGAUAGCCCUGUGGUCACUAAGCGCCGCUCUAGAAUGUGUGUUGGUGUUAAAGCUUCACACAAGCAUUUGGUGCCUGGUGGAAUUGUUCUGAGUUCCAGUGGCUCUGGUGCGACCUACUUUAUGGAGCCAAGGGAUGCCGUCAAGCUGAACAACACUGAAGUAAAACUCUCGGGCGAUGAGAGAGCUGAGGAGUUGGCAGUAUUGGGCUUACUAACUUCAAGAAUAGCAGAUUCCCGAACGAAGAUCAGGCAUUUGAUGGGGAAAAUAUUGGAGCUGGACCUGGCUUGCGCUAGAGGUUCAUAUGCCCUAUGGAUAAAUGGCGUGAGGCCUGCCUUCAGUGACAGGGAUAGCAGUAGUGAAUCGGACCCAAGUGGCGCAUAUUCAGUAUUUAUUGAAGGCAUUCGACAUCCUUUGCUCCUUGAACAGUCCCUUGGCAUUGCAGAAGAAUCGCCUGUCCCUUCAAUGCCUGUUCCAUUGGACAUGCAUGUGAAGAAUGAUACUAGGAUAGUUGUGAUCUCCGGACCUAACACCGGAGGCAAAACUGCUACUAUGAAGACCUUGGGAUUGGCCUCUCUUAUGUCAAAAGCUGGAAUGUUCUUCCCGGCCAAAGGAAGGCCUAGGCUUCCAUGGUUUGAUCAGGUUCUUGCAGACAUUGGUGACCACCAGUCUCUGGAGAAUAGUCUCUCUACCUUCAGCGGGAACAUAUCACGUCUUCGCAAGAUUGCACAAGUUGUAUCAACAGAUUCUCUUGUUCUUAUUGAUGAGAUUGGCAGCGGCACUGACCCAUCAGAAGGUGUAUCCCUUUCAACUAGCAUUUUGAAGUAUCUUGCUAGUAGACUAAACUUGGCUGUCGUGACAACCCAUUACGCUGAUCUAAGCCGUCUUAAAGCUGUUGAUGAUCGAUUUGAGAAUGCUGCAAUGGAAUUUUGUUUGGAAACCCUGAAACCAACAUAUCGAGUAUUAUGGGGAAGUACCGGUAAUUCGAAUGCAUUGAGCAUUGCAAAGUCAAUUGGCUUUGACCAGAAAGUACUCGAUCGUGCACAAGAAUGGGUUGAGAAACUAUUGCCUGACAAACAAAAGGAACGCCAAGGUUUACUUUACGGCUCUCUGCUGGACGAAAGAAACCUUCUGGAGUCCCAGGCAAAUGAAGUAGCAUCUGUUCUUUCAGAAGUUGAGGAUCUUUACAAUGAGAUUCGCUUAGAAGCUGAUGAGCUAGAUAACCGAGUAGCUGCUUUGAAGGCAAGAGAGUCUCAAAAGGUGCAACAAGAGUUGAAGUCUGUAAAGUCUCAGAUGGACCUUCUAAUCAAGAACUUUGAAGUUCAACUCAAGAAUUCAAAACUCGAACAGUACAACUCAGUAAUGAGGAAAGCAGAAGCUGCGACGGCUUCCUUGGCUGCUGCUCAUCAGCCAACUGAGUUUGCUGUCAGCGACGAUGAAAACAAGAGUUUAUAUGUUCCUCAAAUUGGAGACAAAGUGUAUGUUGAAGGACUGGGAGGCGGGAGUAUGGCCACUGUUGUCGAGAUACUCAGUGAAGAUGGGAGCUGUAUGGUUCAGUAUGGAAAAAUAAAGGUGCGGGCCAAGAAUAACAAGAUGAAGCUGGCCCAGAGAGACGCGAAGGAGACAUCGGCUUCUUCCUCGGCACAAGGAAAGGGAUCUCGAGCACAGAAGCGGUCUGCAGCGGGCACGGCGCAGACCGGCAGCGUCUCCUUUGCCCCGGCGGUGCAGACGUCGAGGAACACGGUGGACCUGCGGGGGAUGCGGGUGGGCGAGGCGUCGCAUGAGCUGGAGAUGGCCAUUGACGGGUGCAGGGCGUACCAGGUCCUGUUUGUGGUCCACGGCAUGGGCACCGGGGCGGUGAAGGAGUGCGCGCUGGGCGUGCUCCGGAGCCAUCCCCGGGUGGUGAGGAUCGAGGACGAGAGCCCCCUGAACUACGGCUGCACCGUCGCCUACAUCGAGUGA
Molecule: messenger RNA, 2016 nt
Organism: Triticum turgidum subsp. durum (durum wheat)
Lineage: Eukaryota; Viridiplantae; Streptophyta; Magnoliopsida; Poales; Poaceae
Source: the annotation of a GenBank genome assembly